Messenger RNA from Chroicocephalus ridibundus (black-headed gull), 1447 nucleotides. RefSeq names its product sphingomyelin phosphodiesterase acid like 3B (gene SMPDL3B). The transcript has 8 exons. Bases 41 to 1447 code for a protein of 468 amino acids. Gene Ontology annotation, molecular function: sphingomyelin phosphodiesterase activity. The record is from RefSeq and is a predicted model, not a curated record. NCBI's taxonomy places the organism in Eukaryota, Metazoa, Chordata, Aves, Charadriiformes, Laridae. Gene Ontology annotation, biological process: sphingomyelin catabolic process.
AGCCCAGCCCAGCCCAGCCGGAGCCGACGUACAGCACCUCAUGCAGCGCCUUAUGCAGCCCGUCGCGCUCCUCCUGCUCUGCCCGCUGGCCGCGGCCCUGUCAGGUGCAGGGCGCUUCUGGCACAUUACCGACCUCCACUGGGACCCCGACUACGAGGCGGCGGCGGCCGCCGGGCAGGCGUGCCCCUCGGGCAGUUCCCGCGUCGACCCCGCCGCCGGGCCCUGGGGUAGCUACCUCUGCGACGCGCCCUGGCGCCUGCUCGCCUCCGCUGCCAGCGCCAUGAGGAACCGCCUGCCGCGGCCGGACUUCGUCCUCUGGACCGGAGAUGAUACUCCUCACGUCCCCAAUGAGAAGCUUGGAGAAGAGAAAGUUCUGCACAUAAUAGAAAAUCUGACUUCUCUGAUCAAAAAGACAUUUCCAGAUACUAAAGUCUACGCAGCUAUGGGCAAUCAUGACUUCCACCCCAAGAACCAGUUUCCAGGGAAGGAACACAAGAUCUACAACCGAACAGCUGAACUGUGGCGUCCUUGGCUGAAUGAUGCUUCUGUUGCCCUUUUCAGAGCAGGAGCUUUCUACAGUGAGAAGCUGCCCAGCCCAACGACAAAGGGGCGAAUGGUUGUCCUCAAUACCAAUCUGUACUAUGACCAGAAUGACGAGACAGCUGGUGAGGAAGAUCCUGGAGGGCAGUUCCAGUGGCUGGAAGAAACACUGACCAAUGCCUCUAGAGCAGAUGAAAUGGUCUACAUCGUGGGGCACAUCCCUCCUGGCUUCUUCGAGAAGAAACGAGGCAAGCCCUGGUUCCGGAGCAGCUUUAAUGAACGAUACUUGAAAAUUGUGGAGAAGCACCACAAAGUGAUUGCUGCCCAGUUUUUUGGGCACCAUCACACGGACAGCUUUCGAAUGUUUUACAGUGAUACAGGUUCUCCAAUCAAUGUUAUGUUCUUGGCUCCUGGAGUGACUCCCUGGAAAACAACAUUACCUGGAGUGAACAAUGGAGCCAACAACCCUGGGAUCCGGGUGAUCGACUAUGAUCCAGACACCCUUCAAGUGUUGGAUAUGGUGACUUACUACUUGAACCUAACUCAGGCCAACAUGAUGGCCCCGACAUGGGAGGAAGAGUUCCCAACAUGGGAGGAAGAAUAUAGGCUGACAGAAGCCUUCCAAGUCCCGGAUGGCUCUGUGGGCUCCAUGCAAACGGUGCUGGAGAGGAUAUCAAAGGAUCCACACUAUCUGCAGAAGUACUACGAGUUUAACUCUGUCAGAUAUGACCUCACCCCGUGCGAGGAGGCCUGCUGCAUUGAUCAUGUUUGUGCCAUCAGGGAAGUUGAUUUUACAAAAUACGAUGAGUGUGUUAAAACCAGCAGCUCUGCCUCUGCCGUCAUCAGGGUUUGGCUUUUAUUAUUCUCCUUGCUCUUAGGACUUCUGAGUCCCCAGCAAGUGCUGUAA